AUGUUUUGGAUUUUUGUGCUGGCGAUAUGCGGCGCAACCACAGCGAAUGUAGACCGUAUCUCCGGUGGAAAUUUAGCAGCUCUAAAUCAAUUCCCCUCUGCAGUGUCAAUUCAACAUAUAUCACGAGCAGAACCAAGUAGAUUAAUACAAGGACAUGUAUGUGGUGGUACUUUAGUGACGCGUUCAUAUGUGUUGACAACUGGAACUUGUGUACACCAGACCCAUGAACCGAACUCUCCACUGAUUAUUCUGAACCAGUAUAGAGUAUUUGCCGGAGGAGUCAAUCUUUUGGAAAAUAAUAUGAAUCGGAUACGAACCCCAGUGAACAUCACUCUGCACCCGAACUAUAUAGGGCCCCCGGCAUUGGUCAAUAAUCUUGCUCUAAUUGGUCUUAACUCUGCGUUUGGAAACGAAAUAAUUCCGGUAGCUUUGCCAAGUGCAGGCUCCCAGGUACCUGUUAUGACACAAUGCUACGCCGCUGGAUGGGGAGCCGAAGACAUGAGAUAUACUGAAAGUACUCUUCAAAGAUUCGUUUCGAAGUACGUCUAUGAUCAGCAUAUUUGCACCAUCCAGUACAAUAUAAAUUCUCAGAUGAAUUUACUGCCCAGUAUGUUGUGUGCUGCGUCUUGGGACGUUGUAUCAUCCGGAUGUGAAGGUGACAUAGGCAAUGGUUUGAUGUGUAAUGGAACAUUGCAAGGUGUCCUGUCAGUAUCAACGCAAUGCCGAGGUAAUAGUGUACCUGAGGUCUACGUUCGAGUCGCCGACUACACCACAUGGAUUAGAAGCGUCUCAGGAGUAGCUUCCACCUUCCAGCCAGGAAUGGCUGCGCUAAUGAUAAUCGCUAUUCUUCAAUUUAUAACCGUAAAGAUUAUAAGUUAA
Messenger RNA from Spodoptera littoralis (African cotton leafworm), 879 nucleotides. The record is from the annotation of a GenBank genome assembly. NCBI's taxonomy places the organism in Eukaryota, Metazoa, Arthropoda, Insecta, Lepidoptera, Noctuidae.